AUGAACCAGAGGCAAGAGGCCUUCCAGCAGUUGCGUUCACCAUGCGUUGAACUCAGCUCGGUUGUGUUGAAAUUCAAGACGAACCAAGUUGCCUCCAAGGCGGUUCUUCUUGCUCUUGAGCCCGUCCAUCAUGCACUAGAUACUCUUGGGCAACAGGGUUCUCUUGACCACAAGCUAGCAGAAUACGCCUUUUUCCCUCUCACUCAAAUUCUCAACCAGUCCAAGCAAUUGCCGUCCCAGGUCCUUGAACUCACCCUGAAAUGUAUUCAAAUUCUCGUCUCCAAAGGAUGGAAGGACCAACUUGCCCCGCAAAUGGCAAAGCAGCUCUUGAUUCUUAUGAGCUUGCUUACCUCCUCCGAGUCAACGUCAAGUGCAGAGCCACCUACUGACGACCUGAAAGUUGCAGCGUUCGGUUGCAUGCAUGCUCUGCUUCAUCAAGUCGCCCAGCGUGAUGAUUCAGCCUCCUCUUUGGACGAGAUCAUCGCCACGAGCCUUUUAGACCGCCUUGUCUAUCAACUGCUAGAAGAUAUGAGCAUCACAACCUCUGAAUCAGUACAGUUGAGCGCGGCAAAAGUGCUCUUGGAAUUACAGGGCGCUCUAGCCAAUCCCGUCACGCUCGCUAGUCUCCUGCCUCGCACCGUGUCAAUGCUUGUAAAGGUUCUUCGCCCAAGCACGAAGGCACGUCGUACACAGAAAGUGCUUGUCACGUAUUUGCAACUUCUCACCGAGGCGCUGAGGCGUGUCCUCUCUGACAAUGUGCUCUCCGAAAGAAGUAGUGGCCUGUUUUACGGUAAGACUGCAGUCACAGAUGAUGACAAGAGACCCGUACUUGAUAAAUCCUGGCUUGACGCCACAGCACCUCAGAUAGACAUUGCUCUAACUCAGGUAAUCAAAUUGAGAAGUCAGAGAAGCCCUGCCAUUGAUGAAGCACUUCUCCAACUCUGUCUUGUGGUUAUCGAAGAUUGUUCGCAAUCCUUACACAAGUCACUGCCAUUGAUGGUGGAGACCCUCACGGUUUUAUGUCGCUCCAAUGACUCAUCAAAAGCCGUCGCUGCUUUGAAUCAUUUAAUGCUCUCCCGUCCGAUUAUCAGCGACGUUGUGUCUGCAAAGUUCUUCGCGUUGUCUCAGGCUCUUCCGAGAGUAAUGCAGGGAAAUGAUGAAAGACCAAAAGAGCACAUCCUUGGUCAACUUGCGACAUCCUUCACUGCAUUAUCUGAGACCACAGGAGCCCCUGAAGAGACCACUUCCAGAAUAGCAUCUGUCUUGAUUGACAGUGUUGCAGUCGGUAUCGAGUCAAGUUCUCAGCGUCUCUCUACCAUUAAUGGUCCCAACGAAUUGCUACACCAUGAAUUUACCCUCUCCCACCGGAAGCCGCUUGAAUUCGAACCACUUUUGCUCAGCCAUCAAAGCCAGCAAUCCUCGACGGGCGAGCUGAAUGCUUUCAUUCACUCAUUGAGUUCCCAUGGCGCAAAUUAUAAAAUCACUAGGAAUCUCAUUAACCAAAUGUGGGACCCAGAUCUCAAAAGGCGGGUUUCAGCGAUUUGGCUCGCUUUACGCUUCCUUGAACCCAGUGCUCAACAAACUCUUGACCUUGAUGAUUAUAUUCAAGUCGAUCAUGAUGAUGGAGAUUGGUCACUUACUCGACCUUAUCUCGUAUCAGAUCUUUAUGCACAAACUAUACCAUACCUCCUUCAAUAUGCUGAUCAGCCAGCUGAUCAGCCAGCUGAUUCAGCAUCAGAUUGGCGGUUGGUAGGUUUGGCACUUGAGUCCCUUGUCCUGCAGGCAAAUCAAUUGCGAGAUACCUAUCGACCUGAGCUAAUGGAGACUUUGUUCCCUCUGCUUGUAGUUUUCGGCUCUCCUCACACCGCGCUACAACGUCACGCCACGACUGCACUCGAUUUACUCGCCCGAGCCUGCAAUUAUGCUAGUGCAAUGGAGAUGUUGAUCGAAAAUGUUGACUACCUUAUCAAUUCUGUUGCGAUGCGCUUAAACUCGUUUGAUGUUUCGCAAGCAGGUCUACAAGUUCUUGCGAUGAUGAUUCGUCUGUGUGGAGCAGAUCUGCUACCUCACCUGGACGAUGUUAUUGGCAGCAUUUUCAGCACCCUCGACAGCUACCAUGGUUAUCCGAAGCUCGUCGAGUACUUGUUUUUGGUGCUCAAGUUGGUUGUAGAUGAGAGCUCGAAGAAUCCCACGAACCUUGCCAUUGAAGAGGGUUCUGAUUUGCAGACUCAUUCAAAACGUACUACAUUUGUAUCUACGAUUUCGGAUAUCGUUCUUGAUUUGAAUUCAAGAAGGACUAGAACGAGCAAAAUGGAAGAGGAGCCGGAACAAUCGAUUCCUACGCCUCAUCAACCGUGGAAAUCCAACCUUGAGCAUCCGCGUACUUCGACGAACGAAGACGCAGCUAAGGAUGAGGACGAUGGAGAUUUGGCGCCGAACUCAAAUUCUCGCAAGGACGAAGAAAAGAAGCUCUCAAAAUCACACCAGUUGCUUAUUCAAAUCGUGGAGGCAACAAUACCACACAUGUCGUCGCCAUCGGCCAAAGUCCGGCAUACCUUGUUGGAAAUCCUGCGAAAGAUAUGUCCUGUGUUAGCCGCCCAUGAAACCUCUUUUCUUCCCCUGAUCAACUCUAUCUGGCCAUCGUUGGCCUCGAGAGUUCUCGGACAACAGGAUAAAGAAUCGCCGGAAUUACCUUACAAUGUCCAGGCUGCCGUAGAGACAGUAACCAUCAUAUGCGAAUAUGCUGGUGAUUUUAUGGCUUCACGGGUUGAUGAACUACUCACUGGCUUGGAGGCUCUAUUCAAGAGGAUUACUGUGCCAGCAAAAAUAUCAGCACGUGCCCAAUCGUCUAUUCAAGGACAAGGAUCAAAUGUUUCCACCAAUGGCCCGCCAUCCCUCUAUGUUAUUGAGCAAGAAAAGACAAACAAUGGCCGAGGCGUCCUAGAUCAAAGACAUAUCCGGCCAUCGGAACAACAGAUACUAAGUUCUCUUGUCACUUUGUUCGGUACGAUUCUCCGUUGCGUCCGUAUUUCAGAGGACAACGUGGACAAACUUUUUGAUCUGUUGGGACCUUAUUUGAGAGGAAGCGGAAAUUUACAAGUUUGGGACGCUUUGGAACAGUAUAACAGCGACUUUGUAUGGCUACUUAGACUUCGAUGGAGUCAAUGA
This is a messenger RNA of Exophiala bonariae, 3168 nucleotides long. RefSeq lists its product as uncharacterized. Lineage: Eukaryota; Fungi; Ascomycota; Eurotiomycetes; Chaetothyriales; Herpotrichiellaceae. Gene Ontology annotation, cellular component: cytoplasm. The record is from RefSeq and is a predicted model, not a curated record. Gene Ontology annotation, biological process: chromatin remodeling. The coding region runs from base 1 to 3168 and encodes 1055 amino acids. The transcript has 2 exons.